Uranotaenia lowii is the source of this 2975-nucleotide messenger RNA. It is a transcript of the gene DZIP1, whose product is annotated as cilium assembly protein DZIP1L. Gene Ontology annotation, biological process: cilium assembly. The record is from RefSeq and is a predicted model, not a curated record. The transcript has 3 exons. NCBI's taxonomy places the organism in Eukaryota, Metazoa, Arthropoda, Insecta, Diptera, Culicidae. Gene Ontology annotation, cellular component: ciliary basal body; cytoplasm. Bases 174 to 2747 code for a protein of 857 amino acids.
UUCCAAGGAUAUGCCUCCAGUCCGCGAAUUGCAGCCAAGCGUUGUUAAUCUUUGAUGACUAUAAAUACAAACAAAAACAAAAGCAUUAAAACGUAGUAAAUUAUUUUCGCCAAACUGAUUUUCGAUUCAGCUUUGAUUGUGUAAUCUUUUUGAAAGUCAGACGUAAAGCAGCCAUGUCGUACAAGUGGAAUCACAAUUUUCCUAAGAUUGCCCGCGAAGCUGGAUUCGUUAUUCGGGAUUUGUCCAUCGGUCAUUGCAUCGACUGGAGAUACAUAGCUUCAUUAGAUCCACAUCUUAUAUCGAGUGAAAAGGAUUACGAAAAGUUGGACGAUUUUAUUCCACACAUUGCCCAAGUCUCGAUUGGCACCCUGCUAACUAAUCGAAUCCUAGAUCCAGCGAUCGGAAAGUAUUUCAUUCUGGCUCAAUUCAGUAUCCAAUAUUUGCUGUUCUGUAAGCAAUUUUUAGAUGAAACGGUUGUUGAAAUAAGAAACACAGCCCAGGAUGCCCAAAAAGAGCAUUCCCGCCUGGAAAAGAUAUGUCGAAGGAAAAAUGAAGAACUUAUUGUGCUUAACCGGAAGCUCCAAAAAGCAGAAUCCUUACAAGCUCAAACUACUGUCUUCCCUUGUUCUAAAUGUACCAAAAAUUUUAUAAGCUCCGAACUUUUGAACGCACACGUGGUUAGGAAACAUCAAGACCAUUUCGUGAUGACUAACUCAACGGCAUCGAUAGGCGGAAGUGAACUACCAGCACAAACUAGAAAACUCUCCGAAACUGAUGCCAAUUUGAUUAACACAAUCAAGUUGGAACUUGAAGUCAAACAACUGAAGGAACGCCUAAAUGCGGCCGAAAAGGAUCUGAUGGAGCAACGAAACCGUGAUCAUCGAUGCCAUCAGUGCUACAAUGGCCAAAACAUUCAACCAAAGUCUAAAAAGCCGCCAAUCGAAGAAGUAAUAUUUCACAGCAUAGCGAUCCAAAGUAAUCUAGAGGACGUGAAAGACAUCAACGAAAAGGAGGUCCAAACAAGCGCCAAACCCGAAACGCCGCCACCGAACCGUUUGUCUCCGAUUCCCGUUCGACUGACGCCAUCGCCAAAUCGACGGAAACGUUCUCCGCUACUUUCGUCUCCCAGUCCCCAACCGGAUCUGGUGUCCAAGGAUGAGGUGGAGGCAAUCGUUCGGGAACAGUUCGAGAGCUGGAAGGCGAUCGAGCGGGAUAAAUUUAAUCGGGAAAUUGAACAGGUUCGACAGAAUUUGGCUGCAACCAUCCAGGAGCUGGAGAAGCGGGAGAGUUCUGCCGAGGCUGUGGUGCCGCCGGUUGCGCAGGCUCCGGUCGUCACAGAUCGCGAAAGCGAAAACAUCUGGAAGCUGCGGUACCACGAGCUGGAGCAGAUGUACGAAAACAGCCAGCGGCAGGUGAAGGAAACGGUCGAGAGCAUCGAAUCGGUGUACGAGGAAAAGUUUAAGCAGUUUGAACGUAAGUUGGCCCAACAAGAAGCCGUCGCCAAGCGGGAACGGGACCAAACGGCCCAAGCUGUGGAACGAAUACUGAUCGAAAAUAAAACGAGUCAAAAUGUGGGGCACAGCACGACGAAGAAUGUAGAACCGAUUCGGAAAACACCUAUUGUACAAAUCCAGCCAGAUCACGACGAUUCAGAUGAGGGAAGUCAUGUAGAAUCACAAAGAGAAUCUUCCCCUUCGGAACAUUCGGAAAGUGAUGACGAAAUUCGGGCUUUGGAAAAGACCAAGGCUAAGUACUUGGUGACAGAGGCUAAAGAUAAACUUCCAAAGGUGGAAAAGCUACCUAUUAGUGAGGUUUCCAUAGAAAAACCUGUUAUUCUACCAAAGCAGCAAAUAUUGAAUACGUUUAAGAGUCGAUUGAAAUCUUUAGGAAUCGAUUCCAAAACCAAAAGCCUUCCUAAGGAAGAAUUUAAUGCUGCUGCAGAAGCUUUGGCUGGUCGUAGAGAUGCAAAUAGAAAGAAGAACAGAAAUUUCUUCUUAACUAGAAACCAAAUUCUGGCUAAAGUUGAUCGAAUUGCCAAAACUAAAAUGGGUGAAUCGGUUAAAAAUAAACCUGACCAGAAACGAACUACCGAAAAUGCUCCCAUUAUUAAAAGCAAAGAUUCAGCUGCGUUGCAACCGGUACCAAAAUUACGAACCACAUUUCAAGUGACUGAGCAAAAAUCGCCCAUCGAAAUUUUACCUUCAAAAACCAAAAUAAGCACCGCUCCAAAGCCCAGACAAACAACUACCAAUAUUUUCAAAACGAAAUCAGCAGCUUCGUUCCAGGAACUUAGAGAAACCAAUGACGACAUCAUUACAGUUCAGGCAGAAAUCAACCCAAAAGCAGAAAUUCUUGAGCGAUCUGCAAAUGUGCCCCGCAAAGCAUCGCCACAACCAACUCGAACCGAUUACGAAAACCAUUUGGAUCGACUGUUAGAAACGCCCGUCAAACGUAUUACACCCCCGCCGGAUAUAAUAGAAGUGGCCACAAGCGACGACCAAAAACGCAACGAUUCCGACCUAAGUGACAUUUUAGAUACCGUUCCCUUAAAACCGAAACCGAUACCCAAGAAAAGGGUCUUGUUCGAUUUGGAUCGCGGUGCUGGCUCGAAUGCAGACCAGCUAGGAAAUAAAUCUAGCGCGAUCAAGGAAGUAACGCCGAUUCUUUCUACCCCCACAGAAGCGCACAGCCUACGAGCCGACGAAGAGUCCGAUUGGAACAUUAGCAGUUUCGAUGAGGACAAAUAGAUGCAAGGAUCUUCCACUGUUUAUGUAGAUUUCAAAAAGUAGCAAAGUCAAACAUUUUAAAUUCCUUGUAGAUCACAAAACUUUUACUAAUCAAUAUUUAACUUUUUCCUAAUAGGGCGAUUUACUUACUUAUUUAUACUAAAGAACAUUUUUAUGCUAAGCUGGAGUGUUCGGUACGUUCUAGCUUUUUUCAAAAUGGAACCCAUUAGAUGCAAAUAAAUAUAAAUA